Cylicocyclus nassatus is the source of this 1149-nucleotide messenger RNA. Lineage: Eukaryota; Metazoa; Nematoda; Chromadorea; Rhabditida; Strongylidae. The record is from the annotation of a GenBank genome assembly.
AUGCUCUCUGCAUUGGUUGCCGAGCGUUGGCAAGGAAGGGAAAUCUUCAUUGACAGAGAUCCCACAUAUUUCGGCAAGGUACUCAAUUACCUAAGAGAUGGGGGAUAUGUCGUUCUCCCUGAGGACGACAACUCUCUGAAAUGCCUUGAAAGAGAGGCUGAGAUAUUCUACAAUUUACCCGGUCUUGUCGACAUCUGCUCAGCCAAGCUGCAGGUACUUUCUGACGUGGCCGCUCAUUGGAAAAGAAAUGAAGAGCUGUUCAUUGACAGGAAUCCAGAUCAGUUUGCACAAGUGCUGGAUUAUCUGAGAGAUUAUGAAAGAUUCGAUCCUCCAGUCGACAGUUUUGCGCGGAAUCGUCUUCGCAAGGAAGCAGAGUUUUAUAAGCUUCCUGGUCUCGUCGAUAUUUGCUCAACCCCCCUGUGGAGAGUUGGCGAUACGGUUAAUUGGAGGGAAAAUGGCAUUGAUCUAUACUGGGAAUACCUGAUGCAACCUCGGACACCAGCUUUGGAGCGUUUAUCAUCUUUGCAAUGUGUCGGAUGCAGAAGUCAUUAUCACUUUGCUCGUACGGAUGAGAAGUGGAGUGGGUGUGAGAAUUUGUCAACUGGAGAAAUAAGGCAUCGGAUGUUGUCUACGAAGGGCGAGAUAACGGCAGUCCAAGACAGGUGCUGUUAUGUACGAUGGGACAUCGGAGCAGCGGAUCAUUGGGAUACACACGUACCAAAAUUUUUUUUGCGUUUGACACCUAGGUUCUAUAAUAUACCUGGUCUUGCCACGAUGUGCUUACCCGAUGUAAUCGGCUAUGGCGAUUCGGUGCAGUGGAAAAUAAGCGCUAUAGAUACAUACUGGAAGUCUUUUGUAAGGUUUCAAUAUUACGGAAGAAGACAGGCUAAGUGCAUGGCGUGCGGUUCUAAUGUAUACGGUUAUGUGGGGCCAACAACAGAAGCAAAUGGUAUGGUAAUGGUGGAUGGAAAAGUGAUGAAUAAAGUACUUUUGAUAAAUUAUGCGGAAUGGUUACCUCUGAAGCAUCAUAUGAAAGUCAUAAAAGGAUAUGUGCUGCAGCUCAACAGCACUUGCUGCCGUGUAAAAUGGGGCCGUGAUCUGGAAACACAUCUUCCGAAGUCCGCACUACGUUUGGUCAUGUCAAGAUGA